Molecule: messenger RNA, 1797 nt
Organism: Malus domestica (apple)
Lineage: Eukaryota; Viridiplantae; Streptophyta; Magnoliopsida; Rosales; Rosaceae
Product: transcription repressor OFP5-like
Biological process (GO): negative regulation of DNA-templated transcription
Source: RefSeq, a predicted model, not a curated record
AAUGCUAAUAUGCUGUGAUGGGCAGAGACAACACAUAAUUGCUUCUCCUUUUUAUCCCAAUAAGAAGGAGGCACAAAAGUAAGGGAAAAAGUGGGUGAGUGGUCACAAGAUUUAGGGCGGGCCUUUCUUUUGAAAAACAAAUCCGGAAAUACACUACCCAUUACCCACACCCACCCACGUUCCUAUUAACCAUCCCUCCCUCCUUCCUCUAAAGCUCCUACAGCCCUACAACUUGAUCAAUCUUCCUUCUCUGCAACUCCAAACAGUCCAAAUUCCCUUUUGGAAUUCAGAUUUUCAGUGGAAUUUAAUCAUGAAGUGGGGUACCAAAAAGCAAAAGAAUCCACCUACUUCUUCUUCUUCUUCUUCUUCAAAGCCUUCUCUGAUCUCUCGUGUCUUUCCAAGUUCAUGGCUUUCCAAGUUCAAGCACAAGAGUGGGAAUUCGGAACCGAAACCCAGGAAGGGAAACCGGAAAGGGAAGCAGAAUUCUCCGCCUUUGGAUUUGCCAAGGUGUGGUAGUCAUGGUGGUGGGAGGUUUCAUGGCGUGGAUGAUGACGAGGAUGAUGCGUUUUGGAGGCUGUCUUUUGGGGAAGAUAGUGCUGAAGGGAAGAACGACAGGGGGGUUUUGAGGUCGGUGCGGUACGAUUCGAACGAUGAGUUUGACGUUCGGAAAUCCAUUUGUGGAGGGUUUCAAAAGAGUGGUAGAAAAGUGGAGGGAAGAGAAGGGUCUCAGAAGUUGAUGGGCAUGCAUAAACCUGGGACUGCUAAAGACUCGAAAUGGAUGAAGAACGGAGGAGUUUUCGGAACGGAGGAAUUCGAACGAGAAGCAGUUAAGAAAGAAUACAGAUCAACAGGUUCUGUGAGAAAUGAUGUACUGGAAAUGUUAGCAGCAGUAAAGAAUCAAGAUUUAUCUUCACGGAAUUCGAGAACUUCCGGUCUGGAAACAAUUGAGGAAGAGGCUUUGAACCCGGAGACUGCAGAAGAAAAACAGAGUUCAGAUUGGCAGAGAUUGAAAGAAAGGAAAUUGGAACAGGUGAAGUCGAAGGGCGAGAAACACCGGAAAUCUCUCUACAUAAGCAGGGAAUUGCAGAGGAGAAGGACAAGGAGAAGUUGCAAAGUCAGAGUCUGUUCUCCGCGGACAGCUUCAAGGGUCGAAAUCUGCAAAGUGAAGGCUCUCGACAUGACGAAAGCCAAACUGAAGACUGAAAGUGAGGCUAAGGAGAGAGCGGUACAGCAGGUAAGAACAGGGUUGAACAGCUUUGCAGUGGUGAAGUGCUCGUUCGAACCACAGAAGGACUUCAGAGACUCCAUGGUUGAGAUGAUUGUGGAGAAAAAGAUAACACAGCCGGAGGAUCUGGAAGAGCUCUUGGCUUGUUACCUGACCUUGAAUUCCAACGAAUACCAUGAUCUCAUCAUCAAGGUAUUCCGGCAGGUAUGGUUUGACAUGAACCGGACCUGUUUCGGUACUGAACUACAGAAUGAACAAUAUGGCAGCGACUAAUUUCUCUUUAGCUAAUGAUAGCAAAACUUGUAGCCAAAUUGUAAAAGAGAUAACACUACUACUUUUCUAAUUCUAAUUGCUCUUACUGCUUCAAAAUUUGUGAAAGUUAACUAAGCAAUGCAAAUGUAGAAUUACAAUGUGUGUAAGAUGCACAAAUGUGGGGAAGAUGAAGGUGGUAAAACCCAGUUUCAAUCCUCAAACCCCGCAAAAAUUCAUACGGUUCUUCAAAUCAAAAGUAAAAAUGCUACUUAUCGCGAGGAACCUACAACCACAGAGAACUCAGUCAAAACAGGAGAUGC